ACGGCUUACGAUCUAUAUGAUGGCGGCUAUGCAGCUCGCAGAUCUCUGUUAAACCAUGACAGUGUCGCCUCAUGCCGUGCCCAACAGAGGGCCAACGUUCGUGGCCGUCACGGCGGUUAUAACGUCCAUCGACUUCGUCCUGGUGGUCUUCCGGUUGGUGUGGAGGAGUAUGGUCCAAGGUGCCGUUGGUAUGGAUGAUAUAUUCGUUGGUCUUGCCAUGGCCGUACAAAUCCUAAUCACCGUCUUGGGUGACAUGGCUUGCCACUACUCCUUCGGCCGGCAUUUGAAGGACGUUGGCAGGACCGGGGGGAAUCCAGUCCUCGGGUUAAAGUAUUUCUGGCUCUUCCAGAUCUUCUACAAAAUCACCAUCUGCCUCAACAAACUGUCCUUCAUCUCCCUCUACCUCCGACUCUUCCCCUCCAAGAAAUUCCGCACACUCUGCCACAUAACCAUCGCCGUCGUCGUCGGCGGAACCUUCAGCUUCGUCAUCGCCACCAUCUUCCAAUGCACCCCCGUCCGAGCAAGCUGGCACAAACACAUCCCCAAGAAAUGCGUCGAGAAUACGCCCUUUCGCUGGUCCUGGGCCGCCUACAACACCGCCAGCGACAUCUGGAUCUACCUGAUGCCCAUGCCGCUACUGGCACGACUGCACCUCGACCGCGCGCGGAAGAUCGGCCUCAUGUUCAUCUUCAGCCUGGGUCUCUUCGUCUGCGUUACCAGUAUCGUCCGAAUGGUCUAUAUCGCCGUCAGCACGAAAACGCAUGAUCCCACCUGGGGUUCGUGGCAUGCGCUGCUCUGGAGUGCGAUUGAGCCUGGCACGGGCAUUAUCUGCUCCUGUUUGCCGUUCUUGAAGCAUCCCAUUCAGCGUGCGUUUCCUGGUUUCUUUUCUUCUACGAUCGGUGGCUCGGCUUCUGCUUCGGGCAAGACGAGGUCCAGACCUACGUACGGUGCUCCGUCUGGGAAUGGUGGUGGUCGUUCCAAGCCGCAGAUGCCUUAUGAUGGCGGGAAUCAUUGGGGUCGGAUCGGGAGUGCUUGUAGGAAUAGUACGGAGAGUCGGGAGCCUAUUGCGGAUGAUCAGAUUCUGAUGAAGAUGGACUUUGAGAUGCAGAGUCAAUUUGUGAGGACGUAGCUUAGGGUUUUUGAUUGAAUCGGCUUUAUUUCUAAU
Monascus purpureus is the source of this 1165-nucleotide messenger RNA. The record is from the annotation of a GenBank genome assembly. Lineage: Eukaryota; Fungi; Ascomycota; Eurotiomycetes; Eurotiales; Aspergillaceae.